AUAUAUUAAUAUGGACAUUUUUGAAUAUAUUUGCAUAUCUGUGAUUACAUUUGUGUGUGGUAUAAUAUGUACACUUGUGCUGGAAUUUUAUUUAUUCAAAAAAUACUUGGAACAAGCACCUUUGGAAAGUACACCAAGAAAAUUAAAACACCAUGGCAAGGCUCAGUUACCUAAAGAGUUACUUGACAAAAUUCAAGAUGAAAAAACAAGUUCCAUAAGCAUAUCACGCCAGGGUAUGUGCCAAGGCAAUGAAAACUUGGCAAUAAAUUUGACAUUGCAAUUUUUGUUUAAUGAACUUAGAAAUGCUGAGAGAGUACGCCUUUGGUUGUACAGAAAAUUAAAUAACGAGUUCAAAGAAUUAUUAACUCAAUCUACCACUGGCAAAUUGCUAGACAGUGUACAGUUAAGAGACUUGAAUCUUGGUUCACAAUUUCCCACAAUAAAGGGUUUAGAAGUUGCAGAUUCAAAAAUAGAUGCUGAUACAGGUUUAUUGGAGACAUUGGAUUUAUCUUUAGAUUUACAUUAUUCUGGAAAUUUUCAAUUAUCAAUAGAUGUUAAAAUGCUACUGGGAAAGACUGCAUAUAUGGCUUUACAAGUGAAACGUAUCAGUGGCAGAGCUAGGUUGCAGUUUACACGUGUUCCAUAUACUCACUGGUCCUUAAGUUUUUAUUCAGAUCCUAUACUUGAAUUGGAAGUACAAUCCCAAUUUCAAGGUCGUCAAUUACAGCCACAGAUCAUUUCUUUGAUCACAGGACAAAUUCGUAGAGCUGUGCGUAGGAAGCAUACACUACCUCGCUAUAAAAUGCGUUACAAACCAUUUUUCCGUAGACUAAACGAUGAAGCAGUAGAUUUAUCCGAAGUUGCCAAUAUACAAUUGACACCAGGUUAUUUGGAGGUAUCACUGGUGGAAGUGACUAGAUUAAAUCUUGGACCUAAUAUACUUAAUGCAGAGGAUAGAUCACAAGUUGAAGUAUAUUGUACAAUAAGCAUAGACUCAACACCUUGGGUAUAUCUGACUCAAUAUACUGGAGUUCCUUAUAUGGUGUUGGACUUAAUUAUUAGUAAAGUUGGUUCUCAGCAACUUGGCGUAGUGUUUAAGCAAGAAUUUGUGCCAGAAGUAGGUCAUGUAUGUGUGUUAGUCGAGACUAUAAUAGUUGGAAGUCCUGCUGCAAUUGCUGAGAUGAAAAAAGGGGAUAUUUUAAUAGCAGUAGAUGGCAAAAAGGUGUCUAACAUGAAUCAAGUAGCUAAAUUUGUAAAAAGUGCGGUGCAGAGGCGUUUUAUCAUAAGGGUCGAAAGAAAAUAUUCUAAAGCAGAUUCAGACAAACAAGCUAGCAUGAAAUUGGAUAGUGAAAGGAUAUCAGCAGAAAGAGGAGUUGAUAAGAAAACAUUAAAAACUGAUUUUAUAUUUAAUAAGGGAGAUACGCCCAGUAGCGAAGACAGCAGGAUCAAAUUUGAAAGCCAAAUAAAAUUUUCGGAUUUAAAGGACUGUGAAAAUGAAAUUUCUGAUAAAUUGGAAAUGAGUAGUAAACUGUUUAGAAGGAGAAAAAGCAGCGCACAUACCGAUGAUACUACUCAGACACCAGACACUACCCCUUCCAGAAAGAUUUCAACUACUUCGAAUCAAUCGAUAAUAUCGAGUAGCUCUCAAUUUUGUUUUAAUGACGAUAACUAUGUAACAAAUAUAUCAGACUUAUACUAUACUACUAAAGAAAAAGAAUAUGCAUCUUUAAUCACGUUCGAAGAAACUAGGUCUUUUCAAAUUGAUUCAGAACUCCAGUACUUAAAUAUAGGAGUGUGGGGUCGUGUAAGAGGAGGAGAAGUUCAAGCAAAGUUAUUAGGAUAUAUUAAUGUUCCUAUGAAAUUAAUUCUGGCACAAUGUUAUACAUCCUCAACUGGUCAUUAUCUUAAAUGCUAUGCUUUAUUACCACCAGAUAGUGCUUCUUUGGCGACAGUACAUCCAAAACUACAAGGAUAUUCAGGAUUCGACCCAACACUUUGUUAUGGUGAUAUUUUAUUAUCUUAUUUAUGGGAGUCUAGUUACCCGAAUCGUCAUAUGACUGGUGAUUCAGGGAAAAAGGAAAGUACAGAAACUGUCAAAACACAACCACCUUUGAGUGAAGAAAUUUCUGAGAAAAAGAUGCACGAUUUUAUUAGAACUCAUUUUCAUAGAGCAACACAUUGCGACUUUUGUACAAAGAAGAUUUGGCUGAAGGACGCGGUGCAGUGCAGAGAUUGUGGUAUGGUGUGUCAUAAGAAAUGUGAAGUUCGUUGUCAAGCAUCAGGAACAUGCGGAGCCGAAAGUAUAACAACAAUUGCAUUGGAAGCAGACGAGAUAGAACCUACUACUGUUAUUGGGGAAUCAGGUCCAGAGAUUUCUCUAACCAGUUGUGAAGAUAAUGUACAGGGUGCAACUAUGAUGGCCAUGAAGGCUAGUAUAGCUAAUACUCUAUUGGGCCUGAAGAAGGCUGGAAGUACCAGUUGCUUGGCCCCACCGGCUUCCGGUACUGGUCUGGCAUCUAGAAGUCUUCCCCCAAGUCCCUGUGCAUCCCGCAAGAAUUCAUUGGUUGGUGGCUUGGGCAUAAGUCCUGAUCUCUUGGAGGGUGCUGAACCUAGCGUCGCAGCUCCUCUAGUAGCUGGCGAUUUGGACGAUGGUCUUAUGUCUAGAGCUAAAGAUACCGGCAAGUUUCUAUACAAACAUUUGGAGCCACUAGAACGCGUUGAAAAAAUCAAUGUCAUGAUGGGGAAGCUGAAAACUGCGCUCGACGCGGAAACUGCCUCAAGAUUGGAAUUAUCACAAAGCGGAGAAAUGGACAGUAUUAAAUUAAUUGCACAAAGCGAUUUACGAGUGCAAGCACUUAGUGUCUUACUAUUGCAUUAUUGCGCUGGAUUGCAACACGCGCAAGAAGCAUUAGACCGAUCUCAGAGAAACAGGGAGUCCCAACAGGCUUAACUUCAAUGAGAAAAUGCCAACAAAACUAUCGAUAUACAUUCCAAUUUCGCGUACAUUCUAUUUCACUUCACUGUCUGUUUAAUACAGAAAUCGUCGAUAACUCUGAUCGAUUAUAAAUAUCCGUUCAGGUAUCUGUAUCAUAUAUAUAUAUAUAUAUACGUACUUACAAUUGUACGUAUUAUAUGGUUGCUUUGAAAUUUCUCUAUAAAUCGUUCAGCGACAUUCAUGUUAAUAGGCCUCUAGAUAAUACUCGUAAAUUUCACCGUGAUACCUUCAUAGUUUACCAGAGAACACCAAAUAUUAAGACUUGUAUUUACAGAUUCUAUGUAUACUCGUAGAGAACAGAGUACAACGUAUACCAGCUGUGUUUACGCAUAGAGUAUUUUCAGCGGUGUAGGUAAAUAGUUGUGUUAUACAAUGAUUAGGAUAACAAAAACGGGAAAAUAGUGUCUUGAGUUUAAGUGUAAGAUAGCGGGUAAUUAGAUAUUUAAUUACAGUAUUCGAUAGUUUUGCGGAACAGAUAUUAUUCUCUUUCAUAUUGAUAUAACGAUUGACCUUCGAUUAUGAAACUUAAAUAAUUCAGAAUAGAUUUUGUUUCUUACUGAAUCAUAUUUUACUUAUCUGUAAGCCGGCUGCAACGAAAUACAUUAAUUGCGACUGAUUUGAAAAAUAUCAACGUUAGUAUUAUCUACAUACGAGUAUGAAUGAAAUACACGAUACGGUAGAAUUCCAUCCAUAGAUAACACGAAUAGAUAACAUCAAGGUAUUGAUAUACACAUAUAUUUCAUGGCUUUAACAAGAUAUUACGACUUAUUGUUAAUAUGUAAAAUAAAUAUAAGAAAAUCAAUAUAGAUUAUUGAACGAGUGUUCAGUGA
Molecule: messenger RNA, 3825 nt
Organism: Bombus pyrosoma
Lineage: Eukaryota; Metazoa; Arthropoda; Insecta; Hymenoptera; Apidae
Gene: Pdzd8
Product: PDZ domain-containing protein 8
Exons: 9
Coding region: 11-2950 (979 amino acids)
Biological process (GO): mitochondrial calcium ion homeostasis
Cellular component (GO): mitochondria-associated endoplasmic reticulum membrane contact site
Molecular function (GO): lipid binding; protein binding
Source: RefSeq, a predicted model, not a curated record